Molecule: messenger RNA, 4598 nt
Organism: Tetranychus urticae (two-spotted spider mite)
Lineage: Eukaryota; Metazoa; Arthropoda; Arachnida; Trombidiformes; Tetranychidae
Biological process (GO): negative regulation of DNA-templated transcription
Cellular component (GO): nucleus
Molecular function (GO): metal ion binding; RNA binding
Source: RefSeq, a predicted model, not a curated record
GUUAUUUUGUCCUUAAACCUACAUUGUAAACGUUGAGACCAAAUUUUUUGGAGAAUCAUCAUGAAAUUAAAAAGGGAAAGAAUUUGAAGAAAAAAAUCAAUACUUGUUAUUUAUUGCAACUUUAAAUGAGUUUUUGUUUAAUUUUUAUAUCAAUUUGACCUUUUUUUUGAAUUGUGUUUGGACAAAUAUCACAGAAUUUUUGUACAGAUUAUCAACAAUUAUCACUACUCGUUUGACAAGUUUAGUUAAUCUGCCAUUUGCAUUUUUUCCCCUCUCUUUUUUCCUAUCUCUCUCUCUAUUUUCCUCCCUCUCUCUUCCGCUCCCUUUCUUCCUCUACUUCUUCAUAGUCAUUAUCAUCAUCAUCUUCUCUAUCUUUUAGUCUUUCUUUUUGUUAUUUACUUCCCCUUCUUCUUUCCACUUAUACCCGCCAUCAUCAUUGCCUUUUUUCUGGUUUCCUCGACAUCAUUGACUCCACCUUUCAUUGAUAUAUAUACACUUCCAAAUUUCUAAGAGCGUUCAUUUUCAAGUAGGCCUGUGAAUAAUUCACUUCUGUUUGUUUCUGUAGUCUUCCUAAAAUACAAAUUCACUUAAAUAUUUACAUACACACACAAAUUAUGGAGGAAGGUGAACCAUGUAAAAAACAAGGAGAACUGGACGAUGAUGCUGAAGAAGGAGAAAUCAUUGAUGAUGAUGAUGAUGAUGAUUCACAACAGCAUCAGCAACCAACAACAGGAGCAUCUACAACUUUAUCUACCAAUGCACCAUCUAUAACUACUACAACUACUGCAUUUUCAUACGGAAAUCAAGGUGACAAAAGUGGGUCCGGGGUGAUAACUAGUGGUUUAACUCUCAAUUCAGUUUCAGCGUCUACGAUUAACCCUUCAGGCUCUUCUUCACGUGAGACCUCUUCAAGGUCUUCCUCUGAAAGGAGCAAAAAAGAUGAAAAUAGGUCAUCUUCAAAGAAAAGUGACUUUAAAAAAGGUAGUAGUAGCACCAGUGGCAAUAACUCUGGCACAAGCAACAACAGCACCUCCGGUGUAGGCUCAUCAACAUCCUCAUCAACUUCAAGGAAUGCUAGUUCAGACAAGAGGAAAAGGAGAAAACAUGGGAAAGAUGAGGAAAGUAAAGAAUCUACAGGAAAUGACAGUGUUUCAACAAAAGAACAAGAUGAGAAUGGUUUGAGACCAUCUAAACAGCGUCGAGCCUCAUCAAGAGAACCAGGAGAAACAAAUGAGACAGGCUCAUCUGAUGAUGAGCCAAGUGAUAGAACUGAUUCAGAGGAUGAUUCGCUUGAUUUUAAUGAAGAGUUUUUCAAAGGAGUCAUCAAACAAAUGGAGGAAAUGCUAAAAACAACCAAAGACACCAAAGGACAAAAAAAGAAGCGAGAAAAGUUAGAGAAAAUGAUGGAGAAAAUUAAACGUAUUCAAGGUGGAUCUGAUACUAGAGAAAUGAGAGAAAUUGUCCGGCAAAAUAGAAGACUGUUUCGUCCAGCAUCAAGAGAUCGUGAUCGUGAUAGAUUCGACCGCUUCGGGCCUAGAGGCUUUAGAGAAAGACGAGGCCGAGGUGGACGAAUGAGAGAUCGGAUGGAUCGGAUGGACAGAAUGACUUGGCGAGACCGUGAUCGUCGUGAUUUUCGUGACCGUGAUAGAGAUCGCGAUCGAGAUAGAUUUAGAGACAGAGAUAAGAUGAUGAAUUUAGAUCAAUCCGCACAUCAUCAUCAUCACCAUCAUCAUCAAGCACAAUCACAAUCGCAACCACAGUCACAGUCACAACAGCAACAACAAUCACAGCAAGUCUCAUCAGUUUUACCAUCAUCUCAAACAACGACUUCAGCACCAGCAUCAGCAUUUGUAACAACAACAACAACUUCAUCAACUACCGCACCCUCAUCUCAAAACCUUCCUGUGAUUCCUCAGCAUCAAGCAUUGAAAGAAAAUGACAGAGAACGUGAAAAAUCGCCCAAAAAUACCUGUAAAUUUUAUCUUGAUGGUAAAUGCCAUAAGGGAGCUGAUUGUCCAUUUCCCCAUGAUGCACCACCUCCCAAGAAAAAAGACAUUUGUAAAUUCUAUCUUCAAGGUUUUUGUGGCAAAGGUGAAGGUUGCCUAUUUAUGCAUGGUGAAUUUCCUUGUAAAUUUUACCACACUGGUGCUGAAUGUUACUCAGGAGACAAAUGUCGCUUUAGUCAUGAACCUCUAACUGAGGAUACUCGAUGUUUACUUAAAAAUUAUCUUGAUUCCGGUGAAUUGCCUGACGAGAUUAAUCGUGGAGAUGGUUCAAAUCAUCAUACAAAGCCAAAACGACCUGCUAUUCUUGGUGAUCCUACACAAGAAAUGAGAGUCUCUUACUACACAUGGCUAUGGCAACAAGAAAUGAAAGAGUUAGAGAUUGGCUAUACAGGUACAAAGAGAAAUUUAUUCUGCAUUGAUAAAGAGUUUAUAAUUGCAGAGAAACCUCCCGAGCCUGAUGGUAUUCAUAAUUCUUAUUAUCACGAUGACUCCAGAGAUAUGAGGCCAGGUCAUGGUGCUGGACCUAAAGUUUUAUCGUAUUAUAUUGACACCAUGUCUGAUCCAGCUUUAAACACUGAACCUUCAGGUCCAGUUAAUGAUGAUAGACUAAUUGAGAUGAGCUUUCAUGAUGAAGAUUUAAGACUUCCUCCCUCAUCAGGGAUAAUACCAACUCGACUACCACCACCUAUGGGGGCACCGGGUCCAGCAAUAGUUGAAUCUCCAUCUCCUUAUACAAAUUACUCACCAAAUCAAUCAUCUUCAUCGAAUCAAAUUAUAUCACAGCAAUCUAAUAUAAAUCCAAUUUCUUCUACACCCUUUGAUCCUCACCUCCAUCAGCCAGCCUUAAACUCAAAUGUAUCCUCAACAUCCAUGGCCUUCCAAAUGCCGCCAGCAUUCUCAAAUAGUACACCGUCCAAUGCGGCGAUAGCAUCAGGUCCUCCUCCGCUAUUACCGAUGCAACCCGAGCUAGUUAAAGCUAAUAUUAAUCAACCUUCUUCCUUCUCUUCGUCUUAUGUAAAUAAUCACCACUCUGCUUCUAAUUCUGUGAUGUCGGAAGAGAUGCCAUUACCUCCAUUGAAAGAAAAUCUUCCUCCUGUUACUAGUUUUCCCUCUUCAUACCAAGAAUCAUCUAAUCUUGGCCCUCCUCCUCCCUUAUACGCUGUAAAUAAUUUCAAUGGGCCACCGUCUAUAGUGUCUCUUGAAAAUAACCUGAGUUCAUCAUCAACCUCUAAUCAAGCCCCAAUUACUUCACCAGUUCAAUCAUUUGGACGUGAUGAUACUAAUCAACUUGGCCACGAAAAUUUGCCAAAUUCAACAUCAAGACAGCAUCAAAACUUAAACUCAUUUAGUUCCUCUCUAGAAUCAACUGAAUCUGUUCCUAGUUCAGUAACGAUAAAAACAGAACCUGGAACUAAUAUUCCUGACAAUUUGCCUCUGGCGGCUCGCAAUUUGUUGCAACGUUUGUCGAAUAAUCAAAAAACUGGUGCUUCUGAAGACUCUGAAUCCGGUGAUCUACUGAUAAAUGAGUCAAACAUUAAAAGUGAGAUAACUUCCAUGGAUUCAAUUCUUCGUCCUCCUGAUUUAGCCAAAACACUAGAUGAUAAUCGAGAAGUAAAGCAGCUUUUAUCUGACUCUGAUGAUGAUACUGAAGAUGAACCUGUCAAAGCAGCCUUGAAAAAUUUAAAAGACACUCCAAAUAUCCCCGCAACUAUAAAACCUCAUGAUUCUUUGACAGAGAAAAAACCCAACAAAACAAAGCUAGAUAUCGCUAAAAUGUUAAACGUGAUUCGUCAAACGACAAUACAAGUAACCUCAACUCAACCCACUAAUACAACGAAUGAUAAACAUGCUGAUUUUUGGCAAAAUAUUCUUAGUGGAACCAAUUUAGCAAAUACUUCACCUGCAACUUUAGGAUCAUCUAACUCUCAACUUGACUUUAGGGAUUCCCGAUCUAAAGGAUCAGAUACUCCACCUUUACCUGGAAGUGAACCUCGUGAUCCUAGAUUAAAACGUUCUAGCAAAGAUUCACUAAGUGACUGUAAUUCUUCCUUUAGUGCAGAUUCAAUUAUUGGUAAAUCAUCCGAUACAGAAUUUAAAAGUGACUUUGAUUAUCGCUUAUAUUCAAUCCCAGCGCCAAAGAUUGACUAUUCACCAUACGAAGGAUUAUUCAACUCUGAUGUCAAGUUAAAAACAGAUCCUCGUUUACAGAGUUUCUUUAAAAAAAAUUAUUCCUCUGGUAGUGCACAUGGUUGAAUUGCAAAGUUUCUACUAAAUUAAAUCAAUAAUUUUUACUUUAUAAUAACACUCUCAUCAUCUCAACCUUGUAGUCAUCAUUAUGUUCUUUACUCAAAUUAAUUUUUCUCUUGCACUCAUUCUUAAGUAAAAAACUCAUCCCAUCAUUUCAACAGAUAUUUAUCAUGUAAUAACUUCUAUUUCCCUAUCUUUUGUUUAUUUCCCAAAGUAUCACUGAGUGUCAAUGAAUUUGAAAUAAUAUGUAUUAGAACGCAACAGUUUUUUUUGAGCUGACUAUUCCAGUAUUCAAAGUUAAUUGUUGAUCUUUGAUGGAAGCUAAAUAAAUAUUUGUAAGCUUUA